AUGGCAUGGGUAUUCGUUGCACAAAGGAAAAAAAUGUGUAUAAGUGGACCCACGCCAUUCAAUCCCAAGGGUCAACUGAAUCUAGAAGGCAAAGAAAAGGAUGACUUUUUCUCGGUCAGACUUCUGCCUGCCUAUGGAUCCCAGAAGGAUAUCAAGCCAAUGAGAGAUCAGAUUGUCAGAGUGAAGAGAUAUGAAAAAGUCCCACUAAUCCUAGUAGGAAAUAAAGUGGAUCUGGAACCAGAAAGAGAGGUUAUGUCUUCAGAAGGCAGAGCACUGGCUCAAGAAUGGGGCUGUCCUUUCAUGGAGACAUCGGCAAAAAGUAAAUCAAUGGUGGAUGAACUUUUUGCUGAGAUCGUCAGGCAAAUGAACUAUUCAUCCCUGCCCGAGAAGCAAGAUCAGUGUUGUACAACUUGUGUUGUCCAGUAAAAAAGAUAACCUCAAUCAUGGCCAUACCGAGCAG
Messenger RNA from Phyllostomus discolor (pale spear-nosed bat), 460 nucleotides. It is a transcript of the gene RAP2C, whose product is annotated as RAP2C, member of RAS oncogene family. The record is from RefSeq and is a predicted model, not a curated record. The transcript has 3 exons. Gene Ontology annotation, biological process: Rap protein signal transduction; negative regulation of cell migration. Bases 1 to 426 code for a protein of 141 amino acids. Gene Ontology annotation, cellular component: plasma membrane. Lineage: Eukaryota; Metazoa; Chordata; Mammalia; Chiroptera; Phyllostomidae. Gene Ontology annotation, molecular function: GDP binding; GTP binding; GTPase activity.